AACAGUUGUGACACCUCCCUACGAAGGCACUGAUGGCAUAGACAGUAUAUAAAGAUAUGGAGUUCAUUGCAACUUCUCUUUCUCUUGCAAAAACAUUUUCAUUUUCUCUGAGAAAGACCGGCUUUGCUUAUUUCUUUUGGCUUUCUCCUCUUCGUUGGUGUACAAGAUUUCCCCCAUUGACAAAUCAGUGGGAAAAAGGUUUUUUCAUUUGCAAAAUGGCUCCUCCUAAAAAAUCAAAGAAAAGCAAGAAAGCAUCAAAGAAAUUGAAGAAGAAGAAGAAAUUUAAAAACAAAAGCAAAAACGUAAGCGUAGUCCCAAUCGACCCCAAUGCUAUUGACUCCGAUUGGUGGGACAAUUUCUGGCGCAAGAAUUCUUCAUCUUCAGAUGCUUCAAUACCAUGUGAUGAGGAAGAAGCAUUCAAGUAUUUCUUCAGAGUCUCAAAAAAGACUUUUGAAUACAUCUGUUCCCUAGUGAGGGAAGAUCUUAUUUCAAGACCACCAUCAGGUCUCAUCAACAUUGAGGGAAGGCUUCUUAGUGUUGAGAAACAGGUGGCAAUUGCUUUGAGAAGGUUGGCAUCCGGUGAGUCUCAAGUCUCAGUUGGGGCUGCCUUUGGAGUUGGCCAAUCAACCGUGUCUCAAGUUACCUGGAGAUUCAUUGAAGCAUUGGAAGAACGAGCCAGGCACCAUCUUAAGUGGCCUGAUUCCAAUAGAAUGGAGGAUAUUAAAUCCAGAUUUGAAGCAUUGUUUGGGUUGCCAAAUUGCUGUGGAGCUAUUGAUGCAACACACAUCAUUAUGACCCUUCCGGCAGUCGAAACCUCAGAUCAUUGGUGCGACCAAGAGAAUAAUUAUAGCAUGUUCUUGCAGGGGGUUGUCGACCAUGAGAUGAGAUUUCUUGAUAUUGUGACAGGUUGGCCAGGGGGAAUGACAGUGUCGAGACUAUUGAAGUGUUCAGGGUUUUUUAAACGAUGCGAGAGUGGAGAAUGUUUGAAUGGGAAAUUAAGAAAAUUGUCUGAAGGAAUGGAGAUAAGAGAAUAUAUUGUUGGUGGGGUUUGCUAUCCUCUUCUUCCAUGGCUGAUAACUCCUGAUGGAAGUGAUGAACACUCGGAUCCACUGUCUAACUUCAAUACAAUGCAUGCGGUGGCAAGGAUGCUUGCGGUGAAGUCAUUCUUACAGCUAAAAGGCAGUUGGAGAAUCCUUAACAAGGUCAUGUGGAGACCAGAUAAGAGGAAGCUACCGAGUAUUAUCCUGGUAUGCUGUUUACUUCACAAUAUUAUAAUUGACAAUGGAGAUCAAUUGCAUCCUGAUGUUGCUUUGUCUGGUCAUCAUGACUCUGGUUAUGGAGAACAGUUCUGUAAGCAAAUUGAUCCAUUGGGAAGAACCUUGAGAGAGAAUCUAGCAAAAUAUUUGCAGCAUAUGAAAGAGAGAUCUCUAUCAAAGUAGUCAAAUUUCUCACUUUUAAUUCAAAGAUUAUUUUUGUGGUAUUGUGGACGCUCUCAACUGUAACCAGUAUCGCAUAAAUUUACAAUUGUUGGCGAAAUUAAUGAGAUAUGGGAAACACAGUAUUUCUGUA
Molecule: messenger RNA, 1569 nt
Organism: Ricinus communis (castor bean)
Lineage: Eukaryota; Viridiplantae; Streptophyta; Magnoliopsida; Malpighiales; Euphorbiaceae
Product: protein ANTAGONIST OF LIKE HETEROCHROMATIN PROTEIN 1
Exons: 2
Coding region: 57-1439 (460 amino acids)
Cellular component (GO): PRC1 complex; ESC/E(Z) complex
Molecular function (GO): chromatin binding
Source: RefSeq, a predicted model, not a curated record